This is a messenger RNA of Pipistrellus kuhlii (Kuhl's pipistrelle), 2368 nucleotides long. RefSeq names its product adhesion molecule with Ig like domain 1 (gene AMIGO1). The transcript has 2 exons. The record is from RefSeq and is a predicted model, not a curated record. NCBI's taxonomy places the organism in Eukaryota, Metazoa, Chordata, Mammalia, Chiroptera, Vespertilionidae. The coding region runs from base 299 to 1804 and encodes 501 amino acids. Gene Ontology annotation, biological process: brain development. Gene Ontology annotation, molecular function: protein binding.
CGCGCCGCUCCGCCGGGCCCACCGCGCUCCGCAGGCGGCAGGCGGCCGGGGUCGCGGGCCCCGCGGGCGGAGGCGCCGGGAGGAGCCCGGGAGGCGGGCCAUGUCGCCGGGCGCGGGCCGCUGCGUAAGGCGGGCGCCGCCGCCACAGGCCGGCCGGUGAGGCGCCGCCGCCGCGGAGGCCGCGACCGGAGCGCCGGACCCGCCAUGGGCUGAGACCGUCCUCGCCGCCGAGCAGAUCACGCUGGGGUGACCCCCUCCCGGACCUUCCUGGCGGCCUUCCUCGCUCCCCGGUGACACUAUGCAACCCCCGCGGGACCUGCGAGGCCUCUGGCUGCUGCCGCUGCCCUGGUUCCUGCUCCUGGGCGGCGGCGGCGAGGUGGCCGGAGCCGGCCGGCUGGCGGUCAGCUGCCCGGCCGCCUGCCUGUGCGCCAGCAACAUCCUCAGCUGCUCCAAGCAGCAGCUGCCCAACGUGCCCCACGCCCUGCCCAGCUACACGGCGCAGCUGGACCUCAGCCACAACAACCUGAGCCGCCUGCGGGCCGAGUGGACCCCCACGCGCCUCCCCCACCUGCACUCCCUGCUGCUGAGCCACAACCACCUGCACUUCAUCUCCUCCGAGGCCUUCUCCCCGGUCCCCAACCUGCGCUACCUGGACCUGUCCUCCAACCAGCUGCGCACGCUGGAGGAGGCGCUGUUCAGCGAGCUGCAGGCCCUGGAGGUGCUGCUGCUCUACAACAACCGCAUCGUGGCCGUGGACCGCGCUGCCUUCGAGGAUGUGGCCCAGCUGCAGAAGCUCUACCUGAGCCAGAACCAGAUCGCCCGCUUCCCCCUGGAGCUGGUGCGGCUCCCCAAGCUGGCGCUGCUGGACCUCUCGGGCAACAGGCUCAAGAGCCUGCCCGUGGCCGAGCUGCAGAAGCUGCCCGCCUGGGUCAAGAACGGGCUGUACCUGCACAACAACCCGCUGCACUGCAGCUGCGAGCUCUACCAGCUCUUCGCCCACUGGCAGCGCCGGCGGCUCAGCCCCGCCGUGGACUUCCAGGAGGACCUGCGCUGCCUGAGCGCCAAGAAGCCCUACAGCGUCUUCGGCCUCAACUGCAGCGAGUACAAGGAGCGGGCCUGGGAGGCGCACCUGGGCGACAGCCUCACGCUCCACUGCGACACCAAGCAGCAGGGCACGACGAAGACGUGGGUGACGCCGGGCCUCGAGCGGGUGCCGGACGCGGCCGCGGCGCCGGCCAACGGCACGGCGCGGGUGCUGGGGAACGGCAGCCUGCACCUGCAGCGGGUGCAGCCGGAGGACGGCGGCGUGUACACCUGCUUCGCCGUCGGCGAGGCGUUCAACGAGACGCUGUCGGUGGAGCUGAAGGUGCACAACUUCACGCUGCACGGCCACCACGACACCCUCAACACGGCCUACACCACGCUGGUGGGCUGCAUCCUCAGCGUGGUGCUGGUCCUCAUCUACCUGUACCUCACGCCCUGCCGCUGCUGGUGCCGGGGUGUGGACAAGCCGGCCAGCCCCCAGGGGGACAGCCUCAGCUCCUCCAUGCUCAGCACCACGCCCAACCACGACCCCGUGGCCGGAGGCGGGGGGGACAAGCAGGAGGAGGAGGAGGAGGAGGAGGAGGACUUUGACCGGCGGGUGGCCUUCCUGGAGCCUGCGGGGCCCGGGCAGGACCAAAACGGCAAGCUCAAGCCGGGCAACACCCUGCCGGUGCCCGAGGCCGCGAGCAAGGGGCAGCGGAGGAUGUCGGACCCGGAGUCGGUCAGCUCGGUCUUCUCGGACACGCCCAUCGUGGUGUGAGCGGGACGGGGUGUGGUGGGGGGGUUCCGCCCCAGGAGAGGUACGGCGCCCCUGGAGGAUGGGAGGGGGCAGAGCAGAGAGAGGGCUGGCUGGCUGGCUGGCUGGCUGGCUGGCUGCCCAGGGGCGUGGGGCCCCCCUGAUCUCGAGAGGAUGGGUCACGGGUACAACAGGAGCAAGGGCCCGCCCCACCAGGGUGCGGUGGCCACAGUUUUCACUUACGGAUCUAUGGGCCCUCAGGCCAACGCCACACCCUCCCCGAGCACCCGCACCUGUCCAGGCAGCGAAGGAGGGGUGGGAGUGAGGAAGGGGUGGGGGGAAAGAGUGAAUCCCUAAACCUGUUCGAGGUCAUCCCUAGCUCCCUAAGAGAAACUCGUUUGGGGGGGAUCUUCCUCUCUCUCUCUGCCCACCCACCCCUGCGAGGUGGAGGGAGCUUCUGAAGGAGCCACAUGGGGACUCCGUAGUGUCACCUCCGGCCGGGAAGUCACCCUCCGCGGCCAGCUGGGGGGGAAUCGGAAGUUUUGGGAGAAUGAGUCGGGAAAAGGCGGGGACUAGCUCUCCCCCAGC